This is a messenger RNA of Microstroma glucosiphilum, 1656 nucleotides long. Its product is annotated as prim-pol domain-containing protein. Gene Ontology annotation, biological process: DNA replication, synthesis of primer. Gene Ontology annotation, cellular component: alpha DNA polymerase:primase complex. The transcript has 2 exons. Lineage: Eukaryota; Fungi; Basidiomycota; Exobasidiomycetes; Microstromatales; Microstromataceae. The coding region runs from base 49 to 1464 and encodes 471 amino acids. The record is from RefSeq and is a predicted model, not a curated record.
CCACUACUUACUUCACCUCCCUCCUCCUCACCUCUUUCACCACUCACAAUGGCUGCCGCCGUACUCGCCCCGGCUCGGCCACUGCCACCUCGGAUGGACCUCGAUGACGAUGACUUUGACGUGGGAGGAGACAUCGACCACGCUAUUACCCAAAUCGACGAGAAGGCCAUUGAGCGCAACGAUUCUACCGAGCCAAUGGCCAUGCUCGCCUUCUACAAGCGCAUCCUACCCUUCAAAUCUCUCUACACUUGGCUCAACCGCGAUCUCCCUCACCAGCCCACCAAGAACUUCACACAUCGCGAGUUCGCCUUUACACUCACAAAUGACGUUUACAUUCGAUACAACUCAUUUGCAGACUGGGAAGAAUUCAAGCGCGAAGUCGUCCGUCUCAAUCCAGCGCGAUUCGAGAUCGGACCCGUGUACACGGCCAAGCCCAAAGACCGUAAGACGGUGCAGAAGUCCGUCUUCCGGCCAGUCUCCCGUGAGCUGGUCUUUGAUAUCGAUAUGACCGACUACGAUUCGAUCAGGACAUGUUGUUCGGGAAAGGGCAUCUGCAAGCGCUGUUGGUCCUUCAUCGCUGUGGCGGUAGAGGUGCUGGAUGAGGCACUUCGCAGUGAUUUCGGCUUCAAGCACCUGCUGUGGGUCUAUUCGGGAAGGAGAGGUAUCCACUUGUGGAUCUCGGACAAGGACGCCUGCGAGAUGGCAGAUGAGGCUAGGAGAGCCAUUGUUGGUUGGUUGGAAGUGGUCAAAGGCGGAUCCCAACAGAAGAAGAAGGUCGAUGCAGGUAAGACUCUGCAUCCGGCCUUGAGAAGAGCCGUUGGUGGUGAAGGCGGCAAUGGACCGCUCACGGUCGCAUUCGUAGAGACGGUUCUCCGCGAUCAGGACUGCUUUAGGCAAAGAGAGCAAUGGGAGCUCCUCCUCUCCCUCCUCCCUUCUACGGAAAGCGAAGCUCUAGGUCGCCUCCGCAACAAGUGGGAGUCUCAUCCGUCGCGCAACUCUCAGGACAAGUGGGAAGACAUUCUUGCCGAAGCGAAGAAGUCGAAGGCCGCCUGGAAGCCCGCGAUGGAGGAGAUUAUCCUGCAGUACACCUACCCACGAAUUGAUGCAGAGGUGUCAAAACACAGGAACCACUUGCUCAAGUCACCCUUUGUCGUACAUCCAGCCACGGGUAGAGUCUGUGUGCCCCUCGAUGCCAAGAGCGUCGCCACUUUUGACCCUGAAGAGGACUGUCCUACUGUGGCUCUACUACUGAGGGAACUCAAUGAGUGGGAGAGGAAAAACGGCAGGGGAGGUGUCAAGAUGGAAGAUGAUGAGGGGAAGACGUCUGCGGUGGUUACCAAGGGGGAUUGGGAGAAGACAAGUUUGAAAAAGUAUGUGGAUUUGCUGGAUCGACAUUGCGCUGCUAUCACAAAGGAGGCUAGGGAUGCAAAGAGAGUCAUGCAAUCUCACUCGAUGGAUUUCUGAUGACUCGCAGCCCCUUCAUACGACCUUUGGCAAAGCCCUUUCCUUCACUUCUUGUUCCCCGGCAUACCAGACUCCUCACACACAUGUACUCGUUCGUUCUCUCUCAGUCCCCCUUGUAUAGCAAUGUCAAUGUCAUGACCCUUUCACGCUCGGGAAGAAGAGACUGGUGAAAAUAUCCAUUAUUGAUCAAUG